CAUACUGUGCUUUUUUAACUCUGGCUUUACAAAAUGUAAAGACGCCAGAAUGAACGUCUACAGGAACUGUACCUGAAGCAUCUGCUGAUAUUGUAGGAGUUCCUGUGGCCUGGCAACCUCUGCGGCCACCACAGACGCAUGGCUACAGGACAGGGCAUUACACAGCGGGAAAUACAAAAUAAUUUUCAUCCUGUUGUUAAACAGUUUGUGACUGUCCUGUUGAAAACUAUUUGUCUAAACACCAUUUAGUUAAAACAAAGUAGCUUAUGUUCUCCAUGGCAAUCCUUUAGGUGCUAAGGGGCGAGAAUCUUUUAAAUUAUGCUUACAUAGUGUCUGAGAAAACAACCACUAAAAAGAAAGUUCAGUAUUUCUGUUCAGUUUGUCUUAAGUUGAUAUAUGUAAUUAAGGGAAAAAAUCUGGACAACAAAAGUUUCUUAUAUUGGAUUCUAAAUGAAAUCUUUCUUGUCUUUAGCAAAUGACUAGUUCUGUGAGCAUUUUGCUAGCAUUUUUAAUAUAUAUGUCAGCAACUAGGUUUGAGUAAUGUUAGUUAAAAACUCAUAGUCAUUAAUAUGUGUAAAUUUUAUGUGAUAAAAGGAGUCUGGUUUCUUUCCUUAAAAGUGGGUUAUUCAGUUACGUUUUUAAUCACUGUUUUUAUGAAACCUUCUCGGGAGUAGACUUUUCACUAAUGUUUCUUCUUUUCUCCUGUUUCCUUCUUGUUCCUUUGACCAUAACCAUUGUGGAAUUCAUACCCAACCGUGGGUUGUUUACAAUAGAGCGUGUGCAUGUGUCCCCCGUCACCUCUCAUUUGUUCUCCUUCCUCUUUCACCCUGUACCUCCUGCCAGUCCCUGAAGUGGACUUGCUGUCCGACAUCUCAGAGGAAGACCCUUUUGGGGAGGCUGAUGAGACCACACUAGAUAGCUUCGAGCUGCUCUCUGUGGGUGGGGCAUCAGAGCAGGGUGACCCUGAGGUGGCUACACUGGAUUCUGUCUUAGAUCCUGUGGAAACCCCUCCCCAGCCUGAGGGCCCUUCCAUGCAUGAGAAGACUCUGGAACCGGCUGUCCCUAAGGAUGCUGAGCUGGGUUCCUUUGCCUUUACGUUUCACAAAUGCUUCGCCUCUGGCCUCCCAUCCCUUCUUGAUGAAGAUGGGUACCUGGCAUUCCCCAGCCUCCCCAAGCUCUGGGUUUCUUUCCUCCCUGCUGACGUGCGGCAUCAUGUCCCCAUCACAUCACCUUCCUUCAUCCCCUCUCUCGUCCUCAGCUUCGGGCUGCUGCUCUCGGCUUCUCAGUCAGUUGCUUUUUCUCUUACCUUUUCCCUUCCCCUGGCAUUAGCCCUCUGCUAUCUGGAGGGGAAGGCCACCUCACUGCAUGGUUCUUACGACUGUGAUUUGAAUGACAAACCAGAGGAGGAAGAAGCAGUGACCACCAUGCCUCCAUAAGCUUCAGCUCCCAAAGCCUACCCACCUGUUCUAGUUACAGCCCCUUUGUAACAUAGUCUAAACAUGUGCCUCAAUUUAACUGACAACCCUCAAAAUAGUACCCCCCACACACACACACGCGCA
Molecule: messenger RNA, 1559 nt
Organism: Rattus rattus (black rat)
Lineage: Eukaryota; Metazoa; Chordata; Mammalia; Rodentia; Muridae
Product: band 4.1-like protein 3
Exons: 1
Coding region: 783-1436 (217 amino acids)
Source: RefSeq, a predicted model, not a curated record